CAUAGGUCUAUCUUGCAUUGAUGAGACCUAACCAGGGGCGGGCUGACCAUUUGGAAACUCGGGCACUGCCUGAGGGCCCAGGGUUGGUAGGGGGCCCCAUGAGAUGCCCCUGGUACCUUUUUCAUAGGCUUUUUUGAGUUUGGGCAAGGACACAGGGGCCCGAUGAUCCCCUAUUGCCCGGGGGCCCCAUGAGUUGUCAGUCCGCCCCUUGACCUAACAUACUACAUUGAGUGGACACAGGGCCCCCAUGAUCCCCUAUUGCCCGGGGGCCCCAUGAGUUGU
This is a messenger RNA of Staurois parvus, 282 nucleotides long. NCBI's taxonomy places the organism in Eukaryota, Metazoa, Chordata, Amphibia, Anura, Ranidae. The record is from the annotation of a GenBank genome assembly.